AUGACGACUUAUACCGGUGAUACUUGGUCGGAGUGGCUGAUACAAACUCGAGACAUCGCUCAGCUGUGGGAGGCACAGCCAACCUACUUAAUAUCUCAGUGUGUCUACUGUUUUGCUGGUUUUAUAACUCUGAUACAUGCACUAAUAAAAGGUGGAAGAUGGCCUUAUUUUUGGCUAGGAACUGUGUUACACGGACUUUUCUCGGACAACUUCUGGCAUUUCGUGCUUCCUGAAUACGAUAAUUUCUGGCACUCUCAAACACCCGUGAUGCUACUGGGCGCCAGGCUGCCUCUUCACAUAAUUUUUGUAUAUCCGGCGUUCAUUUACCACGCAGCGUAUGCCGUUUCAAAGCUCCGCUUGCCACGAUACGCGGAGCCCUUCGCAGUCGGGUUGGUCACUGUCUUGGUGGACAUCCCGUAUGACAUAGUGGCUGUGAAGUUUGUGCACUGGACCUGGCACGACACCGAUCCAAAUAUUUUUGAUCGUCACUACUGGGUGCCAUGGAACUCUUACUACUUCCACGCUACGUUUGCCGCUAGUUUCUUCUUCUUCUUCCACUACAGCCGCAGAAGGCUCGCUCCCAAGGUCGAACAAUGGACGUCAGCAACUAUGCUCGUGGAAUGGAUAUCCUUGAUCAUCGCUUCUCUCCUGGGCAUGCCGGGCGGUGUACUGAUGUUUGUGCCGCUGUAUCAUCCUCUGCACGAUGUCUUAAAAAUACAUUCCGAAGUUACAUUCUUCCUUCUCUUUGCAAUCUUCGCUGUUAUUGUAAUUAACGGAAUUCUAAGCGAAAGGGAGAGAACAAAUGAAAAGCUAACGACAAUCGACUACGUGCUUUUGCUGCAAUUAGCCGUACAUUACGCCAUUUACUGGUUGUUCGUAGUAUUCUUUGAUCCUAAUAAAGAACGGUCCCUGGGCUUACAUGAGCCAGUCGGUCCUUGUAAUGAAGUAUCCAGCCUUAUGACGCCUUUUGGACAGACUUUAUACAAGCGAACAUACCUAUGUCCUGACGAUUACAAUGAGGCGUAUUUUGACUUCAGUUGUGUCGGCGGAAAAAAGCCAGAGAAUGGCGCCACUUGGUACCUCAUUUGCGGGACGCCUUUCGCAAAUCGUGCGGAAUACAUAAUAAUAAUAUCGACUAUUAUCAUUGUAGCUGCUGGAGUCUUCUACGGUUUAUACUUUAAAACAGUACGUCAAGACUCUACUCCAAGUAAAAAAUUAAAAACAAAGUGA
This is a messenger RNA of Parnassius apollo (apollo), 1230 nucleotides long. The record is from the annotation of a GenBank genome assembly. NCBI's taxonomy places the organism in Eukaryota, Metazoa, Arthropoda, Insecta, Lepidoptera, Papilionidae.